CCGCCUGUAGAGGCAACAGCUGUCGGCGCGUAGUGCAGUUUCACUCUGCCCUCCUAAAAUAACCUGGUUAGAAAUCGUCCAACUUUGGCGCUGGUGUUGCCGUGCUAACGUUAGUACGAACUACUUACCAUGUUUUCAUGAGAUGUGUCGCUUCAGUUGAUUGUUUUUUACAUCAAUGGCCUCUUGUACAAUAAACUGGACAACGGCAUGUUCCAACACCAUUCUGUCCUCCACCGCGCUGUAUUCCUCCUAUCGGCUCUUUAAGGAUCACAGGGCCCCUUCUGCAGGCCUGUUCCUUCUCGGGAUCUCGGCAGGAUUUUGUUGUCUGCAUCUUUCCAACCCCCACCUCACCGCCCUCCGAAACGAGGUGGAGUGGGCUAGUGAGGUCUUGGCCCCGGCUCUAGUCUCGUUUGACUUCCUGUGGCUCAGUGAAGACCGCAGCACGGCCCAUAUCCUCCUGUGUGGCUCCUGCCUCUUUCUCGGACUUUGCGACCGGUUGUCGGCAGACGCGAUCGUACUGAUGACCCGCUGUCUGACCCUCUCCUCUCUGUCCUGCUGCUUGACGGUCUGUCUUUUCGCAGGAAAUGCUCUGGGCGCCCUCGGCAGUGUGGCCCUCAGCCUACCCUCGCUUGUGGCCCCCAGGGUUGAAGUCGACGCUCUGGGUCCCCUCAUCUCGUCAGCUGCCGCUGAAGGAGUGCUGAAGUGGCUGCUGAAAGGAUCCAUGUCUGUAGGCUGCUGGGCCUCCACAUGUGCCUUGAGGAAGUUUCAAUCAGAGGUGAACACAUGGACUGACUGACCAAUGAAGACAUUUGAUGAGUCGAAGGACUUGCGUAAUUAGUUAAGAUCAGUUUUUAACACGUCUAAGCCCCGCCCGUGUCUUCAACUGCUUACUGUUAGUGGACAAAGUGAGAAAAUGAUGUGUCUAACCUGAGUCGUGAUUCAUUCCCUAGUGUUAACGAAGCAGCUCUAACCCACACGUGGCUUUAAUUUCCUAACGAGGAGUUCGUAGGCGUCAGAAGACGAGGUGUUUUCCAGUUAAUGAGAAAACUAAAUACUGUAUGUCUUUUUUUUAAAUUGAGACACCUCAAUAUAAUUAUUCCCAGUAGAACAAUAGUUCCUUAUAAAAUAUGAUGUUAACGUUGCAGUUUUCACUUCAAAACUUCAGCAAACCGAUGCUGCGGCGCACGCCGUGUUAUGCAAACUUAAUAAA
Lampris incognitus (smalleye Pacific opah) is the source of this 1210-nucleotide messenger RNA. Its product is annotated as transmembrane protein 276-like. The record is from RefSeq and is a predicted model, not a curated record. The transcript is spliced from 2 exons. NCBI's taxonomy places the organism in Eukaryota, Metazoa, Chordata, Actinopteri, Lampriformes, Lampridae. Bases 176 to 796 code for a protein of 206 amino acids.